This is a messenger RNA of Xylona heveae TC161, 1389 nucleotides long. RefSeq names its product MFS general substrate transporter. Gene Ontology annotation, cellular component: fungal-type vacuole membrane. Gene Ontology annotation, molecular function: transmembrane transporter activity. NCBI's taxonomy places the organism in Eukaryota, Fungi, Ascomycota, Xylonomycetes, Xylonales, Xylonaceae. The record is from RefSeq and is a predicted model, not a curated record. Gene Ontology annotation, biological process: transmembrane transport. The transcript is spliced from 6 exons. The coding region runs from base 1 to 1389 and encodes 462 amino acids.
AUGGCUAUCCAGGGACAGAAUGCCGUGCAGCCUGUUUUUCAGCAGGAGCAGGAGAAGGCGGUUGCAGAAGAGACAACGCCAGUCCCGUUAGAUGAUGGCUAUCCAGCCACUGACGUAGGCGUGCCUGCGAUGAUGCAGCUGUUUGGUCUUUCUGUCGUCGAGAUCACGGCCUGGGGUCUCGGAUACUCUUAUGGUGCUCUGGCAGACUACUUUUAUAACAAUCCCCCAUUUGAGGGUAUUGGGUAUGUUUCUGCGGCCGGUAUGGUUUCCAAUGGUGUCUUGCAAAUCGUGCUGCCAUUCAUCAUCUACUAUCUCAACUACUUUCAAAGCCACCGGAAAGCUACCAUGUGGCUAGGAUGCAUCAUCUGCACUGUAUCUCCAAUAGGAGCUGCCUUCUGCAAAUCGGCUCCUGGACUACUCGUCUGCCUUGGCCCUCUGAAUGGAAUUGGAUCCUCGAUGCUCUUUGCUCCUUCCAUCGCGUAUGUCGGCGACUGGUUUGUUCGCCGCAAGAGCGGCGCGUACGGUGUAAUCUGUGGUGCUGGUGGCCUUUCUGGAGCAGUAUUGCCCCCAAUCUUCUCAGUCUGCCUCGAGAGGUACGGCCACAAGGCGACACUGGUGGGAUGGGGCAUUGCGUCGUUUGUCUUGACGGCGUCUGCUCUGCUCUCCAUUCGCGCGCGCACGCCGCCCCCGCCGCGAUCGAAGCCAUCCUUUAAGGAUUUUGACUUCUUCAAAAACCCCGUCGCCUUCAUUUUCAUUGCUUGUCAGUUUAUUCAAGCGACUGCGCAUUACCUUCCCUCUACCUACCUCCCACAGAUUGCCACCGACUACGGCAUCUCCGCUACCAAGGCCGCCACAUUAACUAGUCUGAUCAACGUCGCCACCGCUAUUGGGCAGCCACUUCAAGGCAUACUAGCUGACUAUCGUACGUCUUUCUAUAUUCCUAUGCUGAUCAGCACUGCCGGCAGCUGCAUCGAAGCCUUUGCCAUUUGGGGAAACGCCCAUGUUUAUGCUCCGUUGAUCAUCUUUGCUCUCCUUUUCGGUGCCACGGCUGGUGGAUACUCGGUCUUGCGCCCCCGCUUUGCGGCCUUUAUACUUGGCGACCAAAAGGACAACAAGGAGAAAAGCUUGCUCAUCUUUGGAGUGCUUACAUGCUUCCGUGGUGUGGCCAUCUUGUCGUCCGGCUUCAUCGCCGAUAGGCUCGUCGACGAGAAUAAGCCGGUCACUGCUUCGUACGGCAGCGGCAAGUGGAUGCCAGUUAUUGUGUUCACGGGCGUUGCCAUGUUUGUGUCCAGCUUCGGCGCGCUGGCCAAGUUCGUUGACCCAUUCCGGUCCCGGCGCCACAGGAGCGAAAUUGUCAGCGAUAGCGACCGGUCGGACACGCAGCCCUGA